Messenger RNA from Nomia melanderi (Alkali bee), 1507 nucleotides. The record is from RefSeq and is a predicted model, not a curated record. Lineage: Eukaryota; Metazoa; Arthropoda; Insecta; Hymenoptera; Halictidae.
UGAACUUACUGUUUACACAGAUGACGCUGCUGUAUUUACUAGGUACAGUGAUUUGUUAAACGAAAGAGGUUAUUAAAAUAUUUACAAUCUUAUACAAUUUUGUUGUAAAGUGAUCAUGUCGUUAGCGGAUGAACUUUUGGCGGAUCUUGAAGAGAAUGAUGACUCUGACCGUGUUAUGGAAGAACCAGAGCCGGACUUUAUUCCGACUUCAGUUUCCAAAACUAUUGAAGAAGAAAUAAAAGUUGCUUCUGUAAGAGAAUUAGCAAAAUUACGUGACUCAGAACAGUUACAAAAAGUAAUGUCUCACAUUGAAAAAUACAGUAAAAUUCCUAGAAAGUCAGUGGAUAUUAUUGGACCCGUUGAGUCCGAUCCAGAAUAUCAGCUUAUUGUUGAAGCUAAUAAUAUGGCUGUGGAUAUUGAUGAUGAAAUAGCGACAAUACAUCGAUUUACAAGAGACAAGUAUUCUAAAAGAUUUCCAGAAUUAGAGUCAUUAGUUGUUGGUCCUUUGGAAUAUGUAAUGACAGUUAGAGAAUUAGGAAAUGAUUUAGACAGAGCAAAGAAUAAUGAAACCUUACAACAAUUUCUUACUCAAGCGACAAUCAUGGUAGUUUCAGUUACCGCAUCAACGACACAGGGACAACUACUAACAGAAGAAGAAAAGGAAGCUAUUUGCGAAGCUUGUGACAUGGCGGUAGAAUUAAAUAACUGCAAACUGAAGAUAUUUGAAUAUGUAGAGAGUAGAAUGGCAUUCAUUGCACCAAAUUUGUCUGUGAUAGUGGGUGCAUCUACAGCUGCAAAAAUUAUGGGUGUUGCUGGAGGUUUAACUAAGUUAUCAAAAAUGCCAGCCUGUAAUAUUCUAGUUCUUGGAUCGCAAAAAACGACAUUAUCUGGAUUUUCCCAAGUAGCAACUUUACCUCAUACGGGGUUUAUAUAUUACUCUGAUAUUGUACAGGACACUCCGCCUGAUUUAAGACGAAAAGCAGCAAGACUUGUAGCAGCUAAAAGUAUGUUAGCCGCUCGUGUUGACGCAUGUCAUGAAAGUACAGAUGGUCAUAUUGGUCAAAUGUUUCGUGAAGAAAUUGAGAAAAAAUUAGAUAAACUCCAAGAACCUCCACCUGUAAAAUUUGUAAAGCCUUUACCAAAACCUAUUGAUCCAGGUCGAAAGAAGCGCGGUGGUAAACGUGUUAGAAAAAUGAAAGAACGUUACGCCAUAACUGAAUUCAGGAAACACGCAAAUAGAAUGAAUUUCGCAGAUAUAGAAAAUGAUGCUUAUCAAGAAGAUCUUGGUUACACACGUGGUACAAUUGGUAAAGCAGGAACCGGUCGAAUCAGGUUGCCCCAAAUUGAUGAAAAAACUAAAGUGCGGAUAUCAAAAACAUUGCAGAAGAAUUUACAGAAACAGCAGCAAUGGGGUGGAAGUACAACAGUUAAGAAACAAGUCUCUGGUACAGCAUCCAGUGUUGCGUUUACGCCAUUGCAGACUAGAAAUUAUCUUUUAUGUGUGUGA